Neurospora crassa OR74A is the source of this 1708-nucleotide messenger RNA. RefSeq lists its product as hypothetical. NCBI's taxonomy places the organism in Eukaryota, Fungi, Ascomycota, Sordariomycetes, Sordariales, Sordariaceae. The record is from RefSeq and is a predicted model, not a curated record. The transcript has 2 exons. The coding region runs from base 360 to 1517 and encodes 385 amino acids.
GCUUCGAACCUCCAUCCAACAACAGGCUCAACGCUUCCGAGCGUGUCCUCGGUUCACCCGGCCGCCGACGCUUGAACAUCCCCAAUACGUUUGCUGGCCUUUAGGAGAAGGACAUCAAUCGGCAGCAGCCCGGGCAUGUCGACCUGGACGAGUCCUUUGGGGAGUUCGAAAACAUACCAUUGACCGAUGCUCCCAACACGCCUGUAAAGGCCGGGAAGCAAGGCCAUACUCCGGUACACAACGAAGACAUACAACAAGAACCGACACCAUCUCGCCUAGUCGUCGGUGAUGGCCUGGUUCCCAGCCAUGACUUCAAGCAGACCUCUGAAGAAACCAAAGCAUCCACUUUCCGUCACCGAAUGUUCUCUUUCGAAAGCCCUUCCGAUUCACCGGAACUCAAGGUGAUGCCUAACAAAGACGGAACGGAGAUCAGGAGGUCCCUUGAUGCGGAAUCUUUCUUCGACCGAAUCUUUCCCGUCCGCAGUACUUCGUCUUCCUACCCAUCCGAAGGUGUCAAAAGCCCCGAGCUUACAGUUUCCCCUCCCAUGACCUUCGGCAGACGCAUUUUGUCAAGUCUGGAAUCUUACGGCUUUUCAACCUCUUCGUUUUUGCGAAGCAGUGAGGAGUCAGUUGGUUCUCGUCAGCAUCAUAGACUUAACCCAGCCGCUGUGGAGGGUGCGUUAAGAGAGAUCUAUCGGGAGCAGGAGGCGGCAACGAACAAUGAAGUCAUCGAAUGUGAAACUCAGCCCUCGGUGGCAGGCGAUAACAAAAGUAUCAAGAUCACCAAGCAGGAGUUGGCCAAGCCCGAGGUCGAACACAUCGAGGAUAUUGGGCACAGGAAGACGCCCAGCCUCAACGGCAGCGACGCCAAGGAAGUCAUCGCCGAUAUCUCAGCCGUCAACACAGAGCUCAUCAUCAGCUUAGCCAAUGCCGCCCUGCACAGAGGCAAAAGCAACAGCUCCAUGCUCCCCAGACAGCGUCGACGCUCAACCGGACCCGACAAUACAGGAGAAACACCCUUCCCCUCGCUUGACCUAGCUCCCUGUGGUCGCGCUCUGGCCUCCUCCAAAGCCGGGCUACUGUCGGAAGAAGCUCUCACCAAGAAGUGGUUUGUUCGCAAGUUUCGUGCGAAGAGGAAGGGGGUCUCGAAGAGAUUCAAGACAAAGACCAAGGCCAGGAAGGAGAAGAAGAAGAGGAUCUUGGAGCUACCUAAGGUUGAGGACACUAUUGUUGCCCCAGUUACUGGUGAGGAAGUUGAAUCUGUUAUUGUGCCUCUUACCGUUCUCGAGAAACCUGCUACAGCCCCUGUUACUGCUAUUCAGGUUGAUGCUGUCAAGGCAGAGCUGAAGCAAGUUGAACAAAUUGCUAGUGAUGAGCAUGUGUCGGUUGCUGAAAAGGAACUGACAAUCAAAGCCGUGGUGGAAAAGAAGAUCGGGUCAGAUGAGGGAAGUGUCGAAGAGGUGGAGGAUAUCACGGUUGAGAUUCAUGUGGUUGAUGCUUCUACUUGUGUUGCAUGAUUCUAAUCGCUUCCAAAAGGGUGUUCACUUAUGUCUUGACGAGGUUGGCACUUCAAAGAAUGUUUAUGACAAAGUUUAGGUUUGCUAAGGAGGAGUUCAUGCACCAGUAUCAUGUAUACCAAAACGGACAGGGGUUGUGUACCUCCAUGAGUUACAAAUAUUCUCAUCAGAAAUUCAUUCUUGGUGACUUG